Tripterygium wilfordii is the source of this 1185-nucleotide messenger RNA. RefSeq names its product NDR1/HIN1-like protein 6. The record is from RefSeq and is a predicted model, not a curated record. The transcript has a single exon. Lineage: Eukaryota; Viridiplantae; Streptophyta; Magnoliopsida; Celastrales; Celastraceae. Bases 466 to 1170 code for a protein of 234 amino acids. Gene Ontology annotation, cellular component: plasma membrane.
ACUGCAAUCAAAAAGUUCAUGUAAUCAGUUCUACCGAAUUGUAUUCAUCUUUUUCUUUAGGCUAAUAUCAGUUUUGACUCUUCUUUACUCUUACUCAUACAUAUAUGCUCAAGCAUUUUUACAGUUACAACAGGGGCUUCGAAUUAUUUGGUUUGAUAUGAUAUUUUCUAUUUCAUAGACUGGUUGAGAAAGAAAAAUGAAACCCAGAAUUGCAAUAAUGACUUAAGGGUCUUAAAACUGACAUAGAAAAUAUAGGCUUUGACAAAAGUAGAAAUUAGUUUGAACCCAUGUCCACACACAUGUAACAACAUUCUCAAUCAAUGGAGGGAUCCCAAAUAAUUUUCCUCAACCUCCAGUCCAGAUUUUGGCCGAGAAGAAGGAGAUGACCCUCUCUCUCUUCUCUAAUGGACAAAGCCCACCAUAGGGUCCAUCCGUGGACAUAUUGGUAUAUCAUCAGAAUUCAUCAUGGACCCAUCAAAAUAUUACAUGCUCAACAAUGACCAGUACAGCCUCCAGCCCCCUCCUCACCGGCGAAAAAUUCCUAGGUACCAUUCCCAUCAAUCUUCUGGAGGGAAUUGUUGCCUGAGAUGUAUAUGCUGUUGCUGUUGCACCUUCAUCAUCUUGAUAAUUGUUCUUACUGGUCUAGGACCUCUAGGUUUUCUUCUCUACGCAAUUUUGCAGCCCCAGCGGCCUGUCUACAGCGUUAGUAAUUUUGGGGUACAGGCAUUUGAUCUGCAACCUGAUUUUAGCCUCUAUACAAAGUUUGUGAUGGCUGUCAAAGCUGAAAACCCUAAUGAACAAAUAGGAUUUAUUUAUGGCAAGGAUGGCUUGGUGGUUGUAUCGUAUCAAGGUUCAAAACUUUGUUUUGGCAAGAUUCCGAACUUUCGUCAACCCGGAAAGAACACGAGUAUGCUGAACAUUGUUUUGAAAGGAAAGAGUGAGUUUGGAAAUGGCCUUCAAGAAGCUCUCAUGGAUAACCGAAAUUCGGGAAAGAUCCCUUUGCUUGUGCAGGUUAAAGCACCUGUUACCGUGGUUGUUGGGGAGUUUCCACUAAGGGAAGUCAUCGCUCGUGUGAAUAACUCUUUGGUUGUCGAUAACUUGACACUCCCCCGCACGUGUGGACUGGGUAUCUUUGGCCAAAGCCUAACACGUGGAGUAGACCCGUUAUAGAGCCCACACCUGCUC